CUGUAAUAAAAUAGUAAAGUAAUGCAAAUGGCAGUCACAAAAUAUCAAGUACAACAAAAGCUAAGCUACUUGCUUGCCUACCUCAUUCCAAAGUCAUAAAGAUUUCAAGUUACAAAACACUGUACAUAAAUCUACAAACAAAUGGCUGCAUACAGAGCAGAUGAUGACUAUGAUUAUCUCUUCAAGCUGGUUCUAAUUGGAGAUUCUGGGGUGGGCAAAUCGAAUCUUCUGUCUAGAUUUACCAAGAAUGAGUUUAGCCUAGAGUCUAAAUCAACCAUUGGUGUUGAAUUUGCUACCAGAACUAUCAAGGUUGAUGACAAGAUUGUCAAGGCCCAGAUUUGGGACACUGCUGGUCAAGAAAGGUACCGUGCAAUCACAAGUGCUUACUACCGUGGGGCAGUUGGUGCAUUGCUUGUGUAUGAUGUUACUCGUAAUAUCACUUUCGAGAAUGUUGAGAGAUGGUUAAAAGAGCUCAGAGACCACACAGAUGCCAAUAUUGUGAUAAUGCUGGUAGGAAACAAAGCUGACUUGCGUCACUUGCGUGCUGUUCCCACCGAGACCGGAAAGUCCUUUGCUGAAAAAGAGGAGACGUUCUUUAUGGAGACGUCAGCCCUUGAAUCUUUGAAUGUUGAAAGUGCAUUCACAGAAGUUCUUAGCCAGAUUUAUCAUGUAGUCAGCCGAAAAGCACUUGAGGUUGGAGAUGAUCCUGUGGCACUUCCUAAAGGACAAACAAUCAAUGUUGGCUCCAAGGAUGAUGUUUCAGCAGUCAAGAAAAUUGGUUGCUGCUCUGCCUAAUUACACAGUAUGGCAUCGGUGAGUGUUUGAUAUUGGAUUUUCAAAACCAAAUCCAUUUAGCAGCUAAAGCUCCUUGACAGCCCCCUUAGUUUAUCUUUCCAGUAGUUGGAAUGGUUAAUGAUAAUAUGGGUGCGUAUUGCUGAGUUUGAAGUCUACAUACCUUAGGCCACCUCCUCUUGCUACCUUUUUCUCUUUUUUUAAGGAUUAAUUCUCCCGUCUGGUUAUAGAUGUAGUUUACAUUGUAUUCUAGCUUACUGCUCUAGAUUUUUGAGUAUAGGUCUGAAUUUGUGAUUCGCAGCCUGUAUCUACGACAUUGAGUUGAAUUUUGGUUUUAACUCUUAUAGAAUGAUCAAGUACCCCUAAUGUUCAAUUGUUUCAAA
Molecule: messenger RNA, 1175 nt
Organism: Daucus carota subsp. sativus
Lineage: Eukaryota; Viridiplantae; Streptophyta; Magnoliopsida; Apiales; Apiaceae
Product: ras-related protein RABA1f
Exons: 2
Coding region: 142-795 (217 amino acids)
Biological process (GO): vesicle-mediated transport
Cellular component (GO): endosome
Molecular function (GO): GTPase activity; GTP binding
Source: RefSeq, a predicted model, not a curated record